Molecule: messenger RNA, 3299 nt
Organism: Bombus pyrosoma
Lineage: Eukaryota; Metazoa; Arthropoda; Insecta; Hymenoptera; Apidae
Gene: Prp6
Product: pre-mRNA-processing factor 6
Exons: 9
Coding region: 147-2942 (931 amino acids)
Biological process (GO): mRNA splicing, via spliceosome; spliceosomal tri-snRNP complex assembly
Cellular component (GO): U4/U6 x U5 tri-snRNP complex; catalytic step 2 spliceosome
Molecular function (GO): protein binding
Source: RefSeq, a predicted model, not a curated record
UAUUAAAUGUUAGUUUCUUCAAAGUGCCAUCUAGCAUUAAGAAGUCACCUUUCAAUCUUUUGAAGCAGACGUUUGUAUCAUUUAGAGGUUAAGUGUAUAAAAGAAUUUUGUUUGUGUUUACAUAAGUGGAUCAACAAAAAGUUAGAAUGGCAGGUCCAUCGGUUUCGUUAUCAACGAGAAACAAAAAACAUUUUUUGGGUGUUCCGGCACCUUUAGGAUAUGUUGCUGGUGUUGGAAGAGGAGCCACUGGAUUUACAACUAGAUCUGAUAUCGGUCCAGCUCGUGAUGCUAACGAUGUUUCGGAUGAUAGACAUGCUCCACCAACAAAAAGAACAAAGAAAAAGGAAGAAGAAGAAGAAGAUGAAGAGGAUUUGAAUGAUUCUAAUUAUGAUGAAUUUUCUGGAUAUGGAGGAUCUUUGUUCAGUAAAGAUCCAUAUGAUAAAGACGAUGAAGAAGCUGAUGCUAUUUAUGAGGCAAUUGACAAACGAAUGGAUGAAAAGCGUAAAGAAUACAGAGAGAAAAGGCUUAGAGAAGAGUUAGAAAGGUAUCGUCAAGAACGUCCUAAAAUACAACAACAGUUUUCUGACUUGAAAAGGGAAUUAGUAAAUGUAGCCGAGGAAGAAUGGAAAAAUGUUCCAGAAGUCGGUGACGCUAGAAAUCGAAAGCAACGAAACCCACGGGCGGAAAAAUUUACACCAUUACCGGAUUCCGUCCUUGCACGAAAUUUAGGAGGAGAAACAUCAACCAGUAUAGAUCCAUCAAGUGGUUUGGCAUCAAUGAUGCCUGGUGUAGCAACACCCGGAAUGUUAACACCAACAGGAGACUUAGAUUUAAGAAAAAUUGGACAGGCUAGAAAUACUUUAAUGAAUGUCAAGUUGAAUCAGGUUUCUGAUUCUGUAGAAGGGCAAACUGUUGUUGAUCCUAAGGGUUAUCUCACAGAUUUGCAAAGUAUGAUACCAACAUAUGGUGGUGAUAUCAAUGAUAUCAAGAAAGCUAGGUUGUUACUAAAAUCUGUAAGGGAGACAAAUCCUAAUCAUCCACCAGCAUGGAUCGCUUCUGCUCGUUUAGAGGAAGUCACCGGGAAAGUGCAAGCUGCACGGAAUUUAAUAAUGAAAGGCUGUGAAGUGAACCCUACGUCGGAAGAUUUAUGGUUAGAAGCGGCUAGGCUGCAGCCACCAGAUACAGCUAAAGCUGUAAUUGCGCAAUCUGUACGACACAUACCAACGUCUGUUAGAAUUUGGAUAAAAGCGGCGGAUUUGGAAACAGAAACAAAAGCGAAAAGAAGAGUAUAUCGCAAAGCAUUAGAGCAUAUUCCAAAUUCAGUGAGAUUAUGGAAAGCUGCAGUGGAAUUAGAAGAACCAGAAGACGCACGAAUUUUGCUCAGUCGAGCAGUCGAGUGCUGUCCAACCAGUGUAGAUCUAUGGCUUGCUCUUGCUCGAUUGGAAACUUAUGAUAAUGCUAGGAAAGUUCUUAACAAAGCAAGAGAAAAUAUUCCAACAGAUAGACAAAUCUGGACAACAGCCGCAAAAUUGGAAGAAGCGAACGGGAAUAAACAUAUGGUAGAGAAAAUUAUCGAUCGUGCGAUAUCUUCUUUGAGCGCGAACGGAGUGGAAAUUAAUAGAGAACACUGGUUUAAAGAAGCUAUGGAGGCUGAAAAAGCUGGAGCAGUACAUACAUGUCAAGUUAUUGUUAAAGCAAUUAUUGGUUUCGGAGUGGAAGAAGAAGACAGGAAACAUACGUGGAUGGAAGACGCAGAAACCUGCGCUCAACAAGGGGCACUGGAAUGUGCUAGAGCAGUCUACGCUUAUGCGUUAUCGACAUUCCCUAGUAAGAAGUCUAUUUGGUUACGUGCAGCUUACUUUGAGAAAACUUAUGGAACGCGAGAGUCUUUAGAAUCUUUGCUUCAAAGAGCAGUUGCUCACUGUCCAAAGAGUGAAGUACUUUGGCUCAUGGGCGCAAAAUCGAAGUGGUUGGCUGGUGAUGUUCCAGCAGCAAGAGGUAUUUUAUCACUUGCGUUUCAAGCAAAUCCAAAUUCGGAGGAGAUUUGGUUAGCAGCUGUGAAGCUAGAAUCAGAAAAUUCUGAAUACGAAAGAGCUAGACGGUUGCUCGCGAAAGCAAGAGCAUCUGCACCAACUCCUAGAGUUAUGAUGAAAAGCGCAAAAUUAGAAUGGGCUUUGAAUAAUCUCGACGCAGCCUUAUUGCUUCUGAAAGAAGCUCUAGAAGCAUUCGAUGAUUUCCCGAAACUAUGGCUAAUGAAAGGGCAGAUCGAAGAACAGCAAGGAAACUUGGACAAAGCUUUGGAAACAUACAAUCAAGCUAUAAAAAAAUGUCCCAAUUCUAUUCCACUAUGGCGUUUGUUAGCACAAUUAGAGCACAGAAAGGGUCAAGUUACUAAAGCUAGGUCAGUUCUGGAGAAGGCUCGCCUAAAAAAUCCGAAGAACCCAGAGCUUUGGUUAGAAGCCAUCAGAAAUGAAUUAAAAACUGGUGGUGUUAGAGAUAUGGCAAAUACGCUUAUGGCAAAAGCACUUCAAGAAUGUCCAACGUCUGGUUUACUUUGGGCAGAGGCAAUUUUUAUGGAACCUCGACCACAGAGGAAAACUAAAAGCGUUGAUGCUUUGAAAAAGUGCGAGCAUGAUCCACACGUGCUUCUUGCAGUAUCUAAAUUAUUCUGGUGUGAACAUAAAAUUUCGAAGUGUCGUGACUGGUUCAAUCGAACAGUGAAGAUAGAUCCAGAUUUGGGAGACGCGUGGGCAUAUUUCUACAAAUUUGAGCUUUUAAACGGUACAGAAGAGCAACAAGAAGAUGUAAAGAAAAGAUGCAUUGCUGCAGAACCCCAUCAUGGUGAAAAUUGGUGUAAAGUAUCAAAGAAUAUAGCGAACUGGUGUUUGAAUACUGAUCAAAUUUUAGUAUUAGUUGCAAAAGAUUUACCAAUUCCAAUAUAAUUAAUUAAGUAAUAUAGGUAAAUAUUGUAUAUAUCUAUUUUUUAAAAAUUAACUAUUAAUUAUAACAAUAGAAUGAAUAACAUCCUAUAUAUGCAAACUCCUUUAAAAUUUAUAUAUAUAUAUAUAUAUGUACUUUUAAUUUAAUUUAAAUAACCAAAAGAUUCAAAAUCAUUUUCGUUUUGAAUGUUUUUAAAGUACAUAUGUAUUUUAUUAUGCUUAGUAUGACUAGUAAUGCAUACUGCUAUUCUGCAUAUCGUCUAUGGCUUAUUUUACUCUAUAGUUAAAACAGUUUCGAACUAUUAAUUAAGAAAUUCAAUUCAUAAGAAAUAAUAAAAUUUAUAUGAUAUUUUUCAGUUU